AUGCCGCCCAGGAGGAGGGAUCGUGUGGAAGAUGUUUAUGACCGUGAUAAUCUGCGACAUCUGGAGCAGAGGCUGGAUCAACUGGAUCAGAGGAAUCGGGAGAGGGAUCAGAGGCUGGAUCGUAUGGUGGAGCAGCUAACACAACAGAUGGCUGCACUUAUGGAGAGUCAGAAUCGGAGAAACCCUAAUUCGAAUUUUGACCUUGAUCGAGAGGAAACUGAAGCGGAGUCGGAAAGGGAGAAUUUUUUCGCUGAUGUUCCACGAAGACAGCAAAGGGGCCCAAUCGAGGAAGACAGGCAGCGAUGGGAGACGGGCAUUCGGACCGAUAUUCCCGAAUUCCAAGGGGGUUUGCAGCCAGAAGAGUUUCUAGAUUGGCUGGCAAUGGUAGAAGAGGUUUUGGAGUUCAAGGGGGUACCUGAGAUCAAGCGGGUACAGCUUGUGGCGACUCGGUUACGUGGUAGGGCGUCAUUGUGGUGGCAACAGAACUUGAGGCAGGGCAGUAGAUCGGUGGAUGAUUACACCAAUGAGUUCUACCAGUUGGUUGCUCGUAAUGAGCUUCAGGAAACCGAGGAUCAGCUGGUGGCGAGAUAUAUUGGCGGGCUGAGAGUGCAGCUACAGAACACGAUUAAUUUGUUCGACCCUAUUAACGUGUCUUCCGCCCAUCAGAGGGCCCUGAUUAUCGAAAGACAGCAAAAGCGAGCGAGCAGCGGGGCGUUCGGUGGAGGUGUUGCCGUUGCAGGAACCGGUGGAGCUGUCCGAGCUGGCGGUAGUAGUGCUGUUCUUGGGCGUCCGAUGAGACCUGCCAACAUUGGGCCGAGCAAUAGCGGGCCGAGCAGUAGCGGAGCGAAGUGCUUCAAGUUUUAUGUAGCUGGAGGUGAUGGAGAGGUCGAGUUUAACGAGGAGGAAGAAAUUGUGACUGGAGAUGGAGUGCCCAAUCAGGUGGUAAGAAGGUCUUGUAUGACCCCGAGAGCUGUGGAUGAAGACUGGCUGCGUAACAACAUCUUCCAGUCCACCUGCACCAUCGGAAAUAAAGUCUGUCAUUUCAUGAUAGACUCGGGCAGCUGCGAGAACAUCGUAUCUGCUGAGGCCGUGCAAAAGUUGAGCCUGCGAAGUGAGCCACAUCUCAAACUGUAUAAGCUGGCAUGGCUGAAGAAAGAAGGUGAAGUGAGUGUGUUGAAGCACGCGUUGGUUACUUUCUUUACUGGCCCUCGGUAUAGGGACUCUGUGUGGUGUGAUGUUGUCAUGAUGGAUGCGUGUCACUUGUUGUUGGGAAGGCCCUGGCAGUUUGAUAGGAGCGUGAGCCAUGAUGGACGGACCAAUAAAUACAGCUUCACGCAUAAGGGAUUAAAGAUUGUCCGGUACCAAACAGAGGGAGGGACGCUAUUGAGCCCGAACCUGCGAAUCCGGGAGGUUGUGGAGGACGGUCUUACGUCUUGUGAGUCCUUACCAAUCUUGAAAGAAUUUCAGGAUGUCUUUCCUGAGGAGUUGCCAAAUGGUCUACCACCCUUGUGGGACAUCCAACACCAUAUCGACUUGCAACCUGUUGCGGCCCUUCCAAACAGACCACACUACAGGAUGAGCCCGGCUGAACAUGAAGAGUUAAGGAGACAGGUGGAGGAGCUGAUAUCGAAAGGGUUUAUUCGGGAGAGUAUGAGCCCGUGUGCUGUCCCGGCACUUCUAGUGCCUAAGAAGGAUGGAUCAUGGCGUAUGUGUGUAGACAGUCGAGCCAUCAAUAAGAUAACGGUCAGGUAUCGUUUUCCCAUUCCUCGCUUGGAUGAUUUGCUUGACCAGCUGAGUGGUGCCAGGAUUUUUAUGAAGCUGGACUUGAAGAGCAGAUAUCACUAG
Molecule: messenger RNA, 1845 nt
Organism: Punica granatum (pomegranate)
Lineage: Eukaryota; Viridiplantae; Streptophyta; Magnoliopsida; Myrtales; Lythraceae
Source: RefSeq, a predicted model, not a curated record